AUGCACCUGCCCGGCUGCGCCCCCGCCAUGGCCGACGGCAGCUUCUCGCUGGCCGGCCACCUGCUCCGCAGCCCGGGCGGGAGUACCUCGCGGCUGCAUAGCAUCGAAGCCAUCCUGGGAUUUACCAAGGAUGACGGGAUCCUCGGCUCCUUCCCGGAGGAGCGGGGCGCCCGGGGCGCGAAGGAGCGGGAUAGGAGGCCGAGCGCGAGGACCGCCUGUCCCAAGGCGCCUGCAGGAGGUGCGGAGCCCUCUCCGCCGCCCGCCCCGGCGCCCGCUCCCGAGUACGAAGCCCCUCGCCCCUACUGCCCCAAGGAGACAGGGGAGGCACGGCCGAGCCCUGGGCUGCCUGUGGGACCCGCCGCCUCCGGCGACACGAAGCUGUCAGAAGAGGAGCAGCCCAAAAAGAAGCACCGACGGAACCGCACAACCUUCACCACAUACCAGCUGCACGAGCUGGAGCGCGCGUUCGAGAAGUCCCACUACCCCGACGUGUACAGUCGCGAGGAGCUGGCCGGCAAGGUCAACUUACCCGAGGUCCGGGUCCAGGUGUGGUUCCAGAACCGACGCGCCAAGUGGCGGCGGCAGGAAAAGCUGGAGGGGGAAAGACGGCCACGCUGCUUCUACGCGGGCGUGGGCCGGAGCCGCCGGGUUCAAGGGGCCCAAAAUGCCUGA
This is a messenger RNA of Vicugna pacos (alpaca), 672 nucleotides long. It is a transcript of the gene RAX, whose product is annotated as retina and anterior neural fold homeobox. Gene Ontology annotation, molecular function: RNA polymerase II cis-regulatory region sequence-specific DNA binding; DNA-binding transcription factor activity, RNA polymerase II-specific. The record is from RefSeq and is a predicted model, not a curated record. NCBI's taxonomy places the organism in Eukaryota, Metazoa, Chordata, Mammalia, Artiodactyla, Camelidae. Gene Ontology annotation, biological process: positive regulation of transcription by RNA polymerase II.